GAAAUUGCAACGGGUAGUGUUUGAUAAUCUUCCUUUAAAAUAAUAUUCAUAAUUCAUAUAGCUUCCUGUGAAAUUACUAAUAAUAAAUGUACUGGUCAAUAAAUUCAAUGGCACACGUACAUAAGAUCAAAUCCUGCGUUCAUUUUGAACCAAGUGUCUCUCAGGUAAAAAUUAAAAAAAUAAUGGAGGGAGGGUUCCCUAUCCAAUUUUUUUAGGAAAGGUGCGCCCAUAAAACGCGGUGUAGGUGCCCGGUGUGCUCAUUCAUUGCACCGCUCUCGAGAACAAACCUACUCGCUCUAUAGUGAAACGCCAGCUAUUACGGCAAACGUACGUUACAAAAUGCUUAAAGGGAUACAAAACGUCACUUACGCCAAAAGUGCCUUACCAAAAAUUUUGCCAAUUGCCCCAGCACUUGAAAGGAAAUGUUUGGAUAUAGAAACUGAAAAGAAGAGGUACAGCUAUACCAACAAUCCAUAUACUGGAGCACAAGCAGCAUCAAUUGCAAGGAGGAACGCCAGAGAAAGAAAUCGCGUGAAACAAGUGAACGAUGGAUUUAAUGCAUUAAGGAAGAGAUUGCCAGCUAGUGUAAUAGCUGCUCUAUCUGGCGGCUCUCGGCGGGGAUCUGGAAAGAAGCUUAGCAAAGUCGAUACACUUAGAAUGGUCGUAGAAUAUAUUAGAUAUUUAGAAACCUUACUGGAUGAGAGUGAUGCCGCUCUUGGAAUACGGAAAGAGGACUCGCAAACUAUUACAAAAGAUAUCAUACUACAUUAUGAAGACGAAGGAAUUUUCGGCGGGAAUUCACCGUAUCCGGAAUCAGUACCAUCUCCUGUUGGAUCAGAGUGUUCUUCUGGUGUGUCAUCUGGCUAUUCACCUAAUAAUAUCUACUAUCCACAUUACCAUAUGACGGAACAGGAAAAUCCUAUGAACGAUAGUGAAUUACUGGAUGCUAUAUCUUGGUGGCAAGAAAAAUAGUAGAUGAUAAAUUGUAAUGUAUGAAUUCUAGUCAUUAAUGAGAUUUUUUUUUAUAAAUGACAAUACUUUAGUAAAGUAUUAAAAGAGUGCUAUAUAUUUCUUAAAAUUUAUGUAAAAAAAUAUAAACAUUAAUUAUAUCUGUGGCUGUGAAGAUUAAAAUAUAAAUAUGUAGAUAGGUACUUAAAUACUCUUUAAAGACUGCUUUUUUCUAUGACCUACGUAGAUA
This is a messenger RNA of Galleria mellonella (greater wax moth), 1198 nucleotides long. RefSeq names its product achaete-scute complex protein T3-like (gene Ash3). Gene Ontology annotation, molecular function: protein dimerization activity; DNA-binding transcription factor activity, RNA polymerase II-specific; RNA polymerase II transcription regulatory region sequence-specific DNA binding. Bases 340 to 972 code for a protein of 210 amino acids. The transcript has a single exon. NCBI's taxonomy places the organism in Eukaryota, Metazoa, Arthropoda, Insecta, Lepidoptera, Pyralidae. Gene Ontology annotation, biological process: regulation of transcription by RNA polymerase II; developmental process. The record is from RefSeq and is a predicted model, not a curated record.